This is a messenger RNA of Priapulus caudatus, 1428 nucleotides long. Its product is annotated as glucoside xylosyltransferase 1-like. NCBI's taxonomy places the organism in Eukaryota, Metazoa, Priapulida, Priapulimorpha, Priapulimorphida, Priapulidae. The record is from RefSeq and is a predicted model, not a curated record. Gene Ontology annotation, biological process: protein O-linked glycosylation via N-acetylgalactosamine. Gene Ontology annotation, molecular function: UDP-xylosyltransferase activity. The coding region runs from base 94 to 1248 and encodes 384 amino acids. The transcript has 7 exons.
CUACCUCCAGCUCCGACAGAAAGUUUGUUGUUGUAAUCAAAUCAGCUGUCUAAGUUCUUUACAUUAUAUUUAUACUAUGACAUAGAGGUAACAAUGAAGUUUGGGUUGAGGUUAGCCGUAGCAGCAAUCAGUGCAAUAUGCGUAGUUUUUAUAAUGUCUAUGACGAAAGAGACUGGAACACGACAGCUACGGCAAUUACUGGGACGAGUUUCUCGGCAUGCCAUCUCAAAUAACUCGAUAUUCUUGUCCCACAACCACAUGAACAGUCGCGUUGUGAGAGUGAACUCGGAUGAUGUCAUACAUCUGGCGUUUGUCGUCUGUGGUAAGGAUCGUGUGGAAGAGUCACUUGUCAUGGUAAAGUCAGCAGUGCUUUUCACAAGAGCUCCUCUUUCCCUCCAUGUGAUCACUGACCCAGAACUGAUCGCCACCUUUAACACUGAGCUUGAAAAGUGGAAAUCAGACAGUGGGAGAUUUCAGUACAAUGUCAGUAAAGUAUCAUUUCCAGCAGAUAGAGGGAGCCAGUGGCGAAGUUUGUUCAAGUUGUGUGCCGCGCAGAGACUAUUCCUGCCUGAGAUGCUGGCGGAAGUCGAUGCUAUCCUCUACGUUGACACAGACACUUUGUUUCUCCGUCCAAUUGAUGAUCUCUGGAAUUUCUUUAAUCUAAUGAAUUCUAGCCAGAUGGCAGCACUUACUCAGGAGCAAGAGGAUGCUGGUAUUGGCUGGUACAACCGAUUCGCGCGGCAUCCGUAUUAUGGCAAGCUAGGUGUUAAUUCAGGUGUGAUGCUCAUGAACUUAACACAGAUGCGACAGUUCGGUUGGACGAGGAAAAUCACUCAGUACUAUUUCAAGUACAGACACAACAUUACCUGGGGUGAUCAAGACCUCAUCAAUAUCCUAUUCAGCUUCUAUCCAGAAAAGCUGUACGUGUAUCCGUGCGAAUGGAACUUUCGCUCGGAUCACUGUGUGUACCGCAUGGUGUGCCAGUCAGCCCAAGAUAGAGGCGCCUCCGUCGUCCAUGGUGUCCGCAGCGCAUUCCACUUGGAAAAACAUAUGGUAUUCAAAACUGUAUACCAGGCAAUGCUCCAGUAUAAGUUUGGAGAUGACCUUGAGAGGAGCUUGCUGGACCCGAUUGAGAGAAAUCUUAGUAGGCUGGCGAAUACCAACUGUGGUAAGGUGAGGCAUGUGUUCACACAGAGGCUGAACGAAACCAUACGGCAGUCGAGAGCUUCCAAGUACCCUGGCAGCUAGUGACAGCUGUGUGACAGUAGUGCACUAGUCAUCAAGGGAAUCAUGGAGGACUACACCCUGCCUUUCUUACCUAAUGAAUGCUGCUACUUUCAUGGGAUUUCAUUGACCCCAGGGUUCUCCAAGCUUUUUCAUUAUAGCAUGGCGGAUGCUGCCUUUACGGUCCUAGUUGCAAAUCGCCGA